This is a messenger RNA of Scaptodrosophila lebanonensis, 1491 nucleotides long. It is a transcript of the gene mei-S332, whose product is annotated as shugoshin. Gene Ontology annotation, cellular component: nucleus; chromosome, centromeric region. Bases 53 to 1414 code for a protein of 453 amino acids. The record is from RefSeq and is a predicted model, not a curated record. Gene Ontology annotation, biological process: meiotic chromosome segregation. The transcript has a single exon. Lineage: Eukaryota; Metazoa; Arthropoda; Insecta; Diptera; Drosophilidae.
UAUUUAGAAUUCUGUACUAAGUCUGCCUCCUGCGAUCGUUGUCGCGGUUGAAAUGGAAAACUAUAAAGAGUUAAAUGCCGAACUGGUAGCGCAAGUGCAGAAACAAAAGUUGGAAAUUUCUGAAUACCGCAAAGGACUCAUUCAACUAAACGCACAGUUGCAGGAAGAGCAUGAAAAACGCGUAUUUGAAAGAACACGCUACGAGGAGGAGGCAAAGGAGAGAGAAACGAAGCUUAAGUGUGCGCUUAGUGAGCUUAUGCGCAGUCUAAACAUUAGCACCAACUCACAACAGGAACUCCACCGCAUUGAUAAGACUUUGACGCCACAAGCUCCACCUCCAGCAUUAUCUACCGAUGGGAAGAGACAAAGCGAUCGCAGCAGUAGCAGCACGAAGAUGUGCAGGGAAUUGCGGCAUUCGAGUGCUCUGUCCCGCCACACUAUUGUCCUUUCACCUAGUCGACGCUUAAGCAUGCGCAGAAGCAGCAGUAGCAACAACCAAAGCGUUGAAUUUAUUGACAGUAGCUCAGCAAGCGAGGGUGAGGAAGAGGAAGAAAACACAGAGCAGCAAGCAAACCCAGCGGGGAUGGCAGAAGCAGAAACUCUUCACAGUUCACCACAACCCAGGCGAAUUUCGGAGCUAGAUGUUGACAUUAACUGGCCAGAAGAGGCAGAAGCAGUGCCUCAACAGCAAGAGGAUCCUGCAGCAGUUUACUUGUAUUCCAUUCAAGAGGAAGAUAGCGACAGCGAAGACACGUCCUUUAGGUGUGCUGUCCAAAACCCAACCUCUACGCAACCUAUGCAGACUCGUCGGCGAGCUAUAUUAAACGCAACAGAGUCGCCUCUGCGAGACGUAACAAAUAGAUCCAUCGCCAGUCCAAAGACAACUGCACGAGGCAGUCGUAAAUCGCCGCGUAUAGAAGCCGCGAAGCCAACACCCAGUCCACAUCUGACCCGGACCAUGAGUCGCAUGUACGAAGAGACUGAUAAUGAAAACAUGAGUGUACAGCAAGCGCGGUAUGUCGCAAACUUAUCCCCCGAAGCGGCAAGCUUCAAAAACUUUGGGGUCGCCACGGAUCUGACGCUAACGCCUAAACGAAGCAGCCUGGAGUUAAGCUAUGCUCAAGGAAUCGAUAAUGCACCACGCAGCACGCCAAUUGCGUGUCCAAGAAAAAGCAAUUCAGGAUUCACGAAGGACGAUGAAGAGGUAGUCGUUGUGGCUUGCAGAAUGGCGUCACGUGGCCGCAAGAUCAGUAGAUCAAAGCAAAUAUCUGUUACGGAUUCCGAAACAUCUAGUGAGACCUUUGGCGGACGUCCAAGCCGAUCGUGCCGCCCAAAAACACUCAAGGAGCCGAGCUUGGGUGCAAAGUUACGCAAUGAAACAAAAGAAAACUCGUUAACGAAAAAGCGGAAAUAACAUAACUAUUGAAUGGAAUAAAAGCAUUUAGCCAGUAAUCAAUAAUUCUAGCUCUAAACUAUUUUUUGCGUUUAAUU